AUGUCUGCUUUGGCUGCUUCAAGGGUUCUUCUUCUUAUGGGGGAUACCUUAUCCGCCACCAAAUCCUAUGGCUUCUCACGCAUAGCAGCACAACCGAGCGGCGUACGUUUUUUCGGUCGUGUGAGUACCAAGAGUGAGCCUCUCACCCUUGCAAAUCUCGGUUUCAAGGGGGAAAUCAAGGCGGGAAAGGGAAAUGAGAAAAACAAGCUCAAGCUAGGGGUUUCCACCAUCGAGGUUCCCAAAAGAAGGGAAAAACCUGUCACCCCUAAAGAAACUAAAGUUAUUAAGACGAAAGAGAGAGUCGACGUAGCUGCAUUAGCUCCAUUUGCCGCAAAAUCCUUCUCGGAACUCGGCCUUCCUCCAUUACUAGUCGAGAGGUUGGAGAAAGAAGGAUACAAAGUCCCGACUGACGUCCAGGCUGCUGCAAUCCCCACCAUUCUUAAGGACCACGACGUUGUGAUUCAGUCCUACACGGGCUCUGGCAAAACCCUAGCCUACCUCCUUCCCAUACUUUCUGAGGUGGGCCCGCUCGGGAAGGACAGCGACGGGCACCGGGCUAGAACCGAUGUCGAGGCAGUUGUCGUGGCCCCAUCUCGGGAGCUUGGGAUGCAGAUUGUGCGUGAAGUCGAGAAGCUACUGGGGCCUUCGGACAAGAGGAUGGUGCAGCAGCUGGUGGGGGGCGCGAACAAAGCCCGGCAAGAGGAGGCCCUCAAAAAGAACAAGCCUGCCAUUGUUGUGGGGACACCAGGCCGGAUAGCUGAGAUAAGCGCGUCGGGAAAGCUCCGCACCCACGGCUGCCGGUUUUUGGUUCUGGAUGAGGUGGACGAGCUUCUCGCCUUCAAUUUCAGAGAGGAUAUGCACCGCAUAGUGGAGCAUGCCCGGGGGAUGAAAGCGACCGAGCUGCAUGGGGAUCUUGGGAAGCUUGCUCGGUCGACCAUCUUGAAAAAGUUGAGGAAUGGGGACGUGAGGGUGCUGUUGACCAACGAGCUUUCAGCCAGGGGGUUGGAUAUUCCGGAAUGCGAUCUUGUGGUUAAUCUGGAGUUGCCUACGGACCCGAUUCAUUACGCGCAUCGGGCGGGACGAACGGGCCGUCUCGGGAGGAAGGGUAAUGUGGUCACUAUAUGUGAGGAGCAGGAAGUGUUUGUCGUGAGGAAGAUGCAGAAGCAGCUUGAGGUGGUUAUCAAGCCUUGCCAGUUUGCGGAGGGAAAUCUUGUCGUUGAUGAGGAGGAAUGA
Messenger RNA from Striga hermonthica, 1233 nucleotides. NCBI's taxonomy places the organism in Eukaryota, Viridiplantae, Streptophyta, Magnoliopsida, Lamiales, Orobanchaceae. The record is from the annotation of a GenBank genome assembly.